This is a messenger RNA of Penicillium manginii, 1254 nucleotides long. Its product is annotated as enoyl-[acyl-carrier-protein] reductase. Gene Ontology annotation, cellular component: mitochondrion. Bases 1 to 1254 code for a protein of 417 amino acids. Gene Ontology annotation, molecular function: trans-2-enoyl-CoA reductase (NADPH) activity. NCBI's taxonomy places the organism in Eukaryota, Fungi, Ascomycota, Eurotiomycetes, Eurotiales, Aspergillaceae. Gene Ontology annotation, biological process: fatty acid metabolic process. The record is from RefSeq and is a predicted model, not a curated record. The transcript is spliced from 2 exons.
AUGCUAUCGCGCAGCUCCCUCCGAGCUGCCACCCAAGGCACUCGAAAUGCUGCCCUCACUCGAUCUGCCGCCUUCCCCGCCAUCAAAGCUCAAUGCGCCAACCCCAGUAUCUCCGCAUUGCCCUCGGGCCGCAGACACGUCUCGAUGUACGGCUACACGCAAGCCAAGGCACUGAUGUACUCGAAAUACGGCGAGCCAAAGGAUGUCCUUAGCCUGCACAAACACUCCAUCUCCGCCCCCCACGGCUCCCAAGUAAACCUCCGCCUCCUCGCCGCGCCCAUGAACCCAGCAGACAUAAACCAAAUCCAAGGCGUCUACCCCAGCAAGCCAGCCUUCCAAACCAACCUCGGCACGCCCAUCCCCUCCGCCGUCGGCGGCAACGAAGGCGCCUUCGAAGUUCUCUCAACCGGCGCAAACGUGAAAUCCCUCACAAAAGGCGACUGGGUGAUAAUGAAAAAAACCAACCAAGGAACCUGGCGCACACACGCCCAACUCGACGAGUCCCAACUCAUCCGCAUCGAAGACAAGACCAACCUAACCCCGAUCCAAAUUGGCACCGUCUCCGUAAACCCCGUCACAGCCUACCGCAUGAUCCGCGACUACUGCGCCUGGGACUGGAUGCGCGCCGGCGAAGAGUGGCUCAUUCAGAACGGUGCGAAUUCCGGCGUCGGGCGCGCGGCUAUUCAGCUUAGUCGUGAAUGGGGUAUUAAGACGCUGAACGUUAUUCGGCAACGGCCCACGGCGGAAGAAACGGAUGCGCUGAAGGCGGAACUCAAGGCUCUAGGCGCGACGGUCGUGAUUACCGAGGAGGAAAUGCUAGGCGGGAAUUUCAGGGAUAUGGUGCAUCAGUUUACCAGGCAGGGGAAGGAGCCUAUUCGGCUUGCGCUGAAUUGCGUGGGUGGGAAGAAUGCUACUGCGCUGGCGAAGACGUUGGCGCCGGACUCGAGGAUGGUUACGUAUGGGGCUAUGUCGAAGCAGCCUGUUGCGUUGCCGAGUGGGUUGUUGAUUUUCAAGAAUCUUUCUUUUGAUGGUUUUUGGGUUAGUCGGUGGGGAGAUAAGAAUCCUCAGUUGAAAGAGAAUACUAUUAAGGAUGUUCUUGAGCUGACGCGCUCGGGGAAGUUCCGCGAUAUUCCUGUUGAGAAUGUUGCUUGGGGGUGGGAGAGUGAGGGUCCUGCGUUGGCGGAGAGUGUUCAGGGGACUUUGGGCGGAUAUCGUUCCGGUAAGGGGGUGUUUACUUUUACUGGGGGCGAUUAA